ACCAAUAGAAAGACAAACAUCGAACUAAAUCUCUUAAAAAUUGACCAACUCAGAAUACAUCAAAAAGACAUAACAAUGUAUAACUGACGAAUCAAUAACCAAACUCCAAAAUGGUGUCUAGAAUCCAAAUCUAGUUAAUGCUGGUCUCCCUUUCCAAAUACUGCAUUCGUUAAGAAUAAGAAAAGGAGAGAAAGAACAUUAAUACACAACAGAACCGAACCUUUGAACAUUAAUCACUUCGAAACCAAUCACAUCCUCUUCCUUUUGCUCUGAUAUCGUUUGUACUCGCUUGUUUUGUUUUGUUUUGGCCAUCGCCGAAUUCAAAUUCGAGGGCGUAGCUUAGAACUGAUUCCUUUCGUGUUUUGAUCAAUCGGUUGCUCUCGUAUCAAUCGUUAUUCUGUCCGCUUCCAUGGCUGCGCCGCCUCUGUCUCUGUCUAAUAAGCCUGAGUUCUGGAACAGAAUGGAGGAAGCCACCCGUGAGAUUAUAGAGCAGGUUCAUCCAACACUUGCGUCCGAGGAUCGAAGAAGAGAUGUGACUGAUUAUAUGCAAAGACUAAUCAAAAUGACACUAGGAUGCGAGGUACAUGCUUUUGGAUCAGUCCCAUUGAAAACGUAUCUUCCGGAUGGAGACAUUGAUCUCACAACUUUUGGUGGACCGUGGAACGAUGAUGAACUGGCCCAUAAAGUUUUGGCUGUGCUUGAGAAUGAGAGGGAGAAACAUAAUGUGGAUCCCCGGUUUAUAAUUAAGGAUGUGAAGUUGAUACGUGCUGAGGUUUGUUUAUGUUAA
Molecule: messenger RNA, 787 nt
Organism: Brassica napus (rape)
Lineage: Eukaryota; Viridiplantae; Streptophyta; Magnoliopsida; Brassicales; Brassicaceae
Exons: 2
Coding region: 410-787 (125 amino acids)
Molecular function (GO): nucleotidyltransferase activity
Source: RefSeq, a predicted model, not a curated record